AGCGUAGCUCGGCCGGGAAUUACGUUAUUAUACGUCGAGCGCAUCGAGUCACGGGCCAUGCUGCGCUCCUCGGGCGUAGCUGUCGCUUGCUUGCGCGUCGCGUGAACGCGUUUUACCUCUCGUGCCGUGCUGCGCGAUGCCUUUGGGAUCGCGGAUUACGCCCCUGUGAUCGAUUAUUAUCUGAGGAGGGAUCGGAGGUGUACAAGAUCGUGGAAGUGCCUGGAUCUGUUUGAAGAGGCAGUUAUGAAGAUUCGUCGCGGUCUGAUGAGGUUGAUGAGCGUUGGUGGACAGUAACACCAGGCAGAGGAAAAGAAAAAGAAAGAAACGGUGUGAACGGAUGGCGGGGAAUCCUCGAGCCGGAUCAAGCGACCAACCAUAACUUUGCAUCCGUCGUGUCGCAAGGCGCGGUCGUCUCAAGCUGAAGCAGCUACAUGCUAAAUAUAUACGGAGAUAGAAGAUAUGACGAGCGAUGGCGUGUGCGAAGGCACCGGUCCGAAUCUUGCUACAGCCGAAAAUGCCGGCGGGUUGAUAGGGCCGGAAAUGUCGCCAAGCGUGAUGGAGUGCGGCGGAUGCGGAGAACGCGUCCGUGAGCGCACUGUUCUUUGCGUCGGCGGUCGAACUUGGCACUCGAGGUGCUUGAGGUGCUGUGCUUGUGCCAGACCGCUACAUGAUCAGCAUUCCUGCUUCUUGAAGGGCAUGAGACUCUACUGCAGGCAUGACUACGCUCUCACUUUUGGCGCAAAGUGUGCGAAGUGUGGUCGAAGCGUGGGUGCCGGGGAUUGGGUGAGAAGAGCCAGAGAAAGGGUUUACCACUUGGCGUGUUUUGCAUGCGACGCCUGUUCUCGUCAACUUUCCACGGGCGAACAGUUCGCCCUCUUGGACGCUAGAUUGCUUUGCAAAGCACACUACCUGGAUGUAGUCGAAGGCAAUAACACUUCUUCCGAUGAAGGCGGUGACUCGGAGAGCGGGCACAAGAGCGGUAACAAGGCGAAGAGAGUGAGAACCACGUUCACGGAGGAACAGCUCUCUGUUCUCCAAGCGAAUUUUCAACUGGACAGCAAUCCGGACGGCCAAGACCUCGAGAGGAUAGCGCAUGUGACCGGACUCAGCAAAAGAGUUACGCAGGUUUGGUUCCAGAAUUCUAGGGCAAGGCAGAAGAAGCAUCUGCACACGGGCAAAAUGAAAGGGCAACACGUUCAUCAGUCACCACCAAAUUCUACCGCUUCCACAGGCGAUUUCAGUCGGCACAUCAAUUUACAUCUGACCUAUUCGUUUCAACAUCAACAGCAACACCAUCAUGGCCCCCAACCGCCGCAACUGAGUCCAGCUACGUGCAAAAGCCCAACGCCAUCCCUCUAUCAUAAUCAUGGUCUACUCUCUAUCGCAACACCGUCAACUCUGUCUUCAGGCUCGGAACAAUCGAUGGACGAACUGUCACAAGACUCGAUGAUGUUGUCGAUGCCGAACGAGGUUUAAUCGCCGCUGGAUUAGCCGCAUAUUGUAAAUAUUCUUUGUUUAAUCUUAAAGUUUCUUUCCCACGUUCAUGAAUUAUUCUUGGUGAACGCGUUACUCAUUUCGACUUUAUUUCUUCCACCGACCAUAUAAAUAGAAUAUUAUUAUUAAUUAUUAUUAAUUAUUAUUAAUAUAGAGUAUUAUUGUUAUUCAUUAAAAUGUCGCGAUCGAAGCUUUGACUUUGAAAGGCACAAGCUUUUUCUCGAUAUUCGUUAAAAAAAAAUUGGCCAAGUAACACAGACGAUCCUUGUCCAUAUUUAUCUUUUACCAAAGAAGCGAAAGAAUAUUCUAUAUCUUCUACUUUUGUCCAACAUAUUCCAAUUUUUCUUUUUCUUUUAUAAAAUAUCCAUCAUAUUAGAAAAUUGCUGUGAGUAUAUCCGUUAUUAACACGAUGAUAAAAAAGAACUGAAAAAAUUCGGCAAGGAUCGUUCUUGCUACGAGCUGCUCAAUUCUAUUGUAUGUAAAAAGACGCAAGACGAAUAGAAAUUCUUUAAAAGUUUUUCUUCGAAAUUUCAUAGAACGUCGAAAUAGAAAGACUUAAGUACUGAAAUAUUUUUUAUCGUAAAACGCGUUUUUAAAACACGUUGAUUGAUUACUUGUCGUACUUUAGUAUCAACUCUACAAUAACGUAUUUAUUCUGUUUAUUGACCCUUUGAAGCGAGAUAAUGUAGGAUAAAUAAAACAAAUCAAGUCUCUCACUUCAUCUGUUUCAAAGAACGUGUUUCAAACGGUUCGACGGAAUAAUCUACAUUUUAGUAUUUUAGAAUAUAUUUUAUUAAUGUUCAUCCAAAUAGGAAAUAAACAGAGGUAAACAAUUUUUCAACGAAUUCUUGUUUUUUCAUACUUAAUAUGUAAUAAAAAAUAAGUUUAUUUCACCUUCUGGAACUACUUUAAAUGGCCACGUGUACGUAAAAAGUAGAUUAAUCAUAAUUGUCCCAGUGAACAUGUGAAACGUAUACGCUUUUUAGUUAUAAAGGUCAAAUGAUUGAUUGAGAAAUAAAUAAAUUAAUCAACGUUUCAGAGGGUUAAUAAAGUUAACAUUCUCGAUACCUGUAAAACGACAUUAUUGAAGCAUAUAUAUGUAGACCGAAUGUUUUCUAUGAUUUAGAACGAAAUCCGCCCAAAUCGUUGUUAACCUAUUAAGAUUACCAGCAAAAGACGUAUAGACGCGAAUUUUUAAGACUGGACGGUAGCACAGCUCUCUCGCACUGGCCGUUAAGCUUAUUAUAAAUAAGUGACUACACUCAAUGUUCCAUGUUACGCGCCAACAGAUUUGCGUGCACAAACGUGGAAGUGAGUCGCGAAUAUUUCCGUAGCGAUUGAUAGGUGAAGAUCAACUCGUAACGCGAGAAUGAGAUUAAUCCUCUCCGUAUCUUCUUUCAGCGUCAACGUCACGUUCGUUGUGUAGUAAUUAAUUUAUGAUAAUUGCGAUAUUGCAAAUGGAAAGGAUUAAUCGUGUGUCUUAACUUGUCAACCGAAUCAUCCGUUAACCAGGUAUUUUCUAUAUUCGUAAAAUUUCUCGUGAAAUAAAUUGAUUUGAACUCUUCCAAAUAUAAAUACAACAUUUAACUAAACAUAAUUUAUAAUUGAAAUAUCGAAGAUUUAUAAGUAAAAGAAUGAUUAUUUCUAACAGAUUGGAAAUGCAAGUGACGAUUUAACGCGUUUGCCCCGGUUGACAAGUUAAAGUUGAUUUACGAACUUCGAUUACAAGUAACGAAUGCCCUUCACGGCCCUAAAGAAGCGAUAAAUGUAAUUUUCCUUCUUUUUGAAAGAAUAGAACGAUAGUUGUCCUCACUUCGAUUGAUCCGCGGAAUAACCUGAUGUAAUCAGGCUAUCGUUUUAAUAAAACGUACCUAUAAGAUCGACUAUACGAUUAGCGUAAACGAGAAAUUCGAGUCGUCCGGUGUCCCCGCCAACUUACCGAGGUUUCCUGUUCACUCGAGUCUCUGGUAUCCCGGGGUACAUCAGAAAGCAAUGUUCCGAAUGAAAGUAUCUUUUACAGUGUUUAGAUAAUUAAUUGUGUAACCGUAAAAGGAUCAUUAUUUAAUAUACACACGACACACAUGUACUGUGAUGUAAAUAUUGUAAACUAAGUAUAUAUACAAUAUAAAAUGUUGCACAUA
Messenger RNA from Bombus terrestris (buff-tailed bumblebee), 3635 nucleotides. RefSeq names its product LIM/homeobox protein Awh (gene Awh). Gene Ontology annotation, cellular component: nucleus. Gene Ontology annotation, molecular function: RNA polymerase II transcription regulatory region sequence-specific DNA binding; DNA-binding transcription factor activity, RNA polymerase II-specific. The coding region runs from base 460 to 1476 and encodes 338 amino acids. The record is from RefSeq and is a predicted model, not a curated record. Lineage: Eukaryota; Metazoa; Arthropoda; Insecta; Hymenoptera; Apidae. Gene Ontology annotation, biological process: regulation of transcription by RNA polymerase II; neuron differentiation. The transcript is spliced from 7 exons.